AUGUCCUCGCUAGCUGCUAUGAAAAAGACCAAAAGUAUUGCCUCUGUGGUCGCCGCGAAGAAACGACGGAGAAAGCCCGCGGCAGGUGCGUCCAAUGCUUCAGGGAAGACAUCGAGUAGCUCAACGACGGCGUUGAAGAAAGUGGAAAGCAAGUCUCGCGUCCCCCCAGAGGAGCUCAACUCAUCGGAUGAGUCAGAAUUUAGCGAGGAGGAGGAAGAUGCUGAAGAUUAUUGCAAAGGCGGUUAUCAUCCAGUGAAUAUAGGGGAUGUGUUCAACGAAGGGCGGUAUACGGUACUUCGCAAGCUAGGCUGGGGACAUUUCUCAACAGUUUGGCUGGCGCGAGAUCACAAAUUUAACCGACCGGUAGCACUGAAGAUUGUGAAAUCGGCUCCUCACUAUACUGAGACGGCGUUGGAUGAGAUAAAGCUGCUGGACAAAGUUGUGUCAGCGAAUCGCGAUAAUCCUGAGCGAAGAUGUGUGGUGGAACUUUAUGAUUGGUUCAAACACAGAGGACCACAUGGGACCCAUGUCUGCAUGGCUUUCGAAGUAUUGGGGCCGAAUCUUCUGACAUUAAUCAGGCAGUAUCACCAUCGCGGUAUUCCUGUACCUAUUGUGCAGCGAAUAACAAAGCAAGUCCUAAUGGGGCUGGACUACCUUCAUCGUGAAUGCGCGAUUAUACAUACCGACCUCAAACCUGAGAAUGUCCUUAUCUGUAUCAAUGUUGACGAAACCAUGAAAAAACUGGGGGUUGAUGUCAGCAAUACCCCAUCCAGCAUGGACUUGGACUCGCCAACCCCGUCGCCCAGAGAAGGCACGCCAAUGAGCCCUGCGUCCACCCCUACUCUUACUCGGGCACAACGAAAAAAGGCCAAAUACAAGCUCAAGAAACAGCAAGCGAAGAAGCAGACGCAGGGGGGUUUCGAAACUGGCGCGACUGACGAGGCGGGAGAUGUUGUACAGAAAGAAGGCACGGACGCUGAAAGUGUCGCGAUGAAAAGUGACUCGCAGAACACUGCACCACCCUCGUCUAUUGCAAAUGGGAAACUAGCGGAUGCCGUGAACCAGGAGGGCAGUCUCCGCGAACGCUCCACGGACGCGCUUGGUCGAAAUCUUAGCGAUAUCAGUUUAGCGGAAUCAUACGAAGCGAAAGCGGCGGCAAAAGAUCUGAAAGAGCGCGAGGGCGAAGGAGAAUUCAACCACAAAGUUCAAGCGGAAGCGAGAAUGCAGGAAGAAGGGCCAAAAAAGCAUGCGCAGGACGAAGAUUCAGAUGCGGACCGAAAACGACGACGGGAGGAAAGAAGAGAACGACGACGUAAACAGGAUGAGAGAAUAAAGGUCAAGAUUGCGGAUCUAGGCAACGCAUGCUGGGUAGAUCAUCACUUCACCAAUGAUAUUCAAACCCGACAAUACCGGUCGCCAGAGGCUAUACUGGGGGCCAAUUACGACCGGAGUGCUGAUAUAUGGAGUGUCGGUUGUAUGGUUUUUGAGCUAUUGACGGGGGACUAUCUAUUCGAUCCACAAGCUGGUUCGAGAUACACUAAAGAUGAUGACCACGUCGCUCAGAUUAUUGAGCUCCUGGGUGAUUUCCCCAAAUCUCUAGCUUUGAGCGGCAAAGCUACCGCUGCUCAAAUGUUAAAUUCUCCGUGGGUUGCGACGGUGAAUGUGGACGAAGAUGAUGAGCCGCCCCAUGUCCACCGCGGUUUUCCUGUACGUGAAAGUGCAGAACCAGGUUAUACCAGUGCAGAUGAGGAAGAGCAGGGAGACGGGGGCGACGCCAAGUCAGAAGAGGGUGUGGACAGUAUGGACGAGGAGAAUAACGGCGAGCAGGAGAGUGAAGACUAUGAGCCAGAUAGUGACGAGAACGCAGAAGAAAACGACCAGGAGGGUCCUGAGGAUAGAAUGGAGCAAGAUGAUACCGAAAAGGGGGCGUGA
This is a messenger RNA of Spizellomyces punctatus DAOM BR117, 1932 nucleotides long. Its product is annotated as CMGC/SRPK protein kinase. The record is from RefSeq and is a predicted model, not a curated record. Gene Ontology annotation, biological process: spliceosomal complex assembly; protein phosphorylation; regulation of mRNA processing. Gene Ontology annotation, molecular function: protein kinase activity; ATP binding. Bases 1 to 1932 code for a protein of 643 amino acids. The transcript is spliced from 12 exons. NCBI's taxonomy places the organism in Eukaryota, Fungi, Chytridiomycota, Chytridiomycetes, Spizellomycetales, Spizellomycetaceae.